Molecule: messenger RNA, 690 nt
Organism: Portunus trituberculatus (swimming crab)
Lineage: Eukaryota; Metazoa; Arthropoda; Malacostraca; Decapoda; Portunidae
Exons: 6
Coding region: 1-690 (229 amino acids)
Cellular component (GO): membrane
Molecular function (GO): ligand-gated monoatomic ion channel activity
Source: RefSeq, a predicted model, not a curated record
AUGUAUGGUUGGGGUGCUCUAUUGGAUCAACCUCCGGAUGAACCUACACUCUCAACUUCGGGACAGAUUCUUGUAGGAUGGUGGCUCGUAUUUUGUGUGAUCGUCUCAACAGGUUUCAGAUCUUCUUUAGUGGCUCAUCUCACAGUCCAGGGCACUGUAAAACCCGUAGAGACGCUACAGGACUUGGUUUCCGCAAAUGGUUGGCAAUGGAGCGCUGAACCUUGGCUGAUGAAUGGAAUUUUACGUGAAUAUUUUUCGAAAAAUAAUGAUCCAGUGGUAAAACAAGUGUAUGAAAAAACCAAGGUUUUGGAUUCUGAGAGAACACUGAUGAAAGUACUGGAAGGAAGUUUUUCUUUUAUCAGUUUCAAAAACUAUGUCAGCGUUGCUGUUGCAUCAAAAUUUGCUGGCAGCAUCGAAAAAUCCCCAUUUUACUUCAGCAAAGAAGGUGUGUCCAUCAUGGCAGUUUUUGGAUGGCAUACCAGGUAUGGUGCUCCAUUUCAAUAUAGGUUCAGUCAUAUAUUUCACCGGUUGGAAGAUGUUGGAAUCACUUCACGUUGGAAAGAUGAAGUUAUAGCACGACGGAUACAAGAAAACAGAGAUGCUGUCUUAAAAAAUCCAGCAGUAAAAUACAAGACUUUUCAGGGUGCGAAUCCUCAACAGGAACAAGAAAAGGUAACUUAUACUGAAUGA